Trichoderma reesei QM6a is the source of this 747-nucleotide messenger RNA. RefSeq lists its product as uncharacterized. Gene Ontology annotation, cellular component: nucleolus; preribosome, large subunit precursor. The record is from RefSeq and is a predicted model, not a curated record. NCBI's taxonomy places the organism in Eukaryota, Fungi, Ascomycota, Sordariomycetes, Hypocreales, Hypocreaceae. Gene Ontology annotation, biological process: ribosomal large subunit assembly; ribosomal large subunit biogenesis; rRNA processing. Gene Ontology annotation, molecular function: RNA binding. The transcript has 3 exons. The coding region runs from base 1 to 747 and encodes 248 amino acids.
AUGCCCAAGUCCAAGCGCGCAAAGGUCUUCCACCUCACGCAGGUCACCAAAAAGACCCGCGAGCAAAAGGACCAGCUCUUCCAGAACAUCCGCGAGCAGGUCCCCGAGUACCAGCACUGCAUCGUCUUCAACGUCGACAACAUGCGCAACAACUACCUCAAGGACGUCCGCCGUGAACUCUCCGACAGCCGCCUCUUCUUCGGCAAGACAAAGCUCAUGGCCAAGGCCCUCGGCCAAACCGCCGAAGAAGCCAUCGUCCCGGGCAUCGAAGGCCUCGCCCCCCACAUCACCGGCACCGUUGGCCUCCUCCUGACCAACCGCCCCGUCGACUCCGUCCUCGACUACCUCUCGGGCAUCGCGCCCGUCGACUUUGCGCGCGCCGGCGUCGCCGCCUCGCGCUCCUUCACCAUCCCCCCGGGCGUCGUCUACGCCACCGCCGGCGAGGUCCCCAAGGAGAACGACGUCCCGCUCACGCACACCAUCGAGCCCGAGCUGCGGCGGCUGGGCGUGCCCACGCGCAUGGUCAAGGGCAAGGUCGUGCUGGGGGACGAGAACGGGGAGGGCGAGGGCUAUGUCGUUUGUAAGGAGGGCGAGAUUCUCGACUCGAGACAGACGAGGCUGUUGAAGCUGUUUGAUGUCUGUCUGAGCGAGUUUAGGAUCAAGCCUUUGGCAUACUGGAGCGCUGCGACCAACGAGGUGACAGAGAUCGACCAAAACGCCAUGGACGGUGUCGAGGAAGAAGAGUAA